AUUGGCUGAUCAUAACAUUAAGUUAUAUAGUAACAAGCAAUCAUGGCACAAUAUAACUUUGAGGGCGAUUUAGAGAAUUUAAAUGACCGCCAACUUCAGUUCAUUCAUAAAGUGAUAUUGGAACACGAUGCUAAAUUCAAAAAAGCAACUUUUUGUAAACUUGGACAGGCUGGUGAUAAUUUUGUGGGGAACGUUAAAAGGAUCAGCGUAGAAGGUGAAGAAAGAACCAUGAAAAUGGUUCUGAAAUAUGCUGUAUCUGAUGAAACUCUUCGAGGUGUCACAAACACUGAAGUCAUGUUCAAAAAUGAACACAUCAUGUAUACAAAAGUAUUACCAACGUUUGUGGAACUGCAAAAAACUGUGGGAGUACCAGAGAAAGAUCAGCUAAGAUAUGCACAAUGCUACGGGUCCUUUAACGAAGCCCCUUAUGAAGUUAUAAUUUUGGAAGACUUAAAUGAAUCUGGUUAUAAAAUGUUGAACAAGUUUAACUCAUUGACUUAUGAUAGUGUCAUAAGCAUCUUAAAAAACUUUGCUGCCAUCCAUUCUCUUUCCUAUGUAUUAAAGAAUAAAGAACCGGAAAAGUUUGAAGACUUUAAAGAGCAAUUAACAGAUCCUUGGAAAUCUGCAUACGACAAUCCAGAAAUGAAAAGUCGUUUUCAAAUAGUAGAAGAUGAAAUUGUAUCAGUGCUCGAAGGUAGUGCUUACAAGAAAUUGGUCGAAAAUAAAAUAGUCAAGAUCUUUGAACUACGAGAAAAGUUUAUAGAGCUUGAGAAAACUAAUAAAUAUUCGGUGAUUCAACAAGGCGAUGCGUGGACGAACAAUAUUAUGUUUAAAAUUGAUCAUGAUCCAGUACAAUCAAUAUUGAUUGACUUUCAAGCAUCAUUCAACAGCAACCCAGUCAUAGACCUUCUCUUCAUGAUUUUCAACUGCACCGACCAUGAAACGAGGUCCAAACAUUACUACGACUGGAUAGACUAUUACCACUCAGAGCUUGACAAGUCACUGUCGAACUUUGGUUUAAAAGCCUGCUCCAUUUACCCAAGAGACCAGAUGGACGCAGAUAUAAAAAGUUAUGCUAAAUUGAUCUUUGGCCAGAGCCUAGUUUUAGCUAAUAUGCUGAUGAGAGAUCCAAAAGAAGCUGCCGAUCUCGUGGAAGCAAUGAGAGAUAUGGAUAGAAGUGCUAUACCUGAUUCGAUGAAAACAGGCAGUCUGCAGGUUCAAACUCAAAAUCGAAUUAAAAACAGAAUUUUUGGUGUCAUCAAUAGUUUUCAGGAUUUCGGUUUAUUGGAAGCUGUAAGUCAGUGGGAUGAUUAAUAACCGUCCCUAAAUUGCAAGUGUUAGUUCCUGAUUGUGUGCAAGUCUAUAAUCUUAGCUAGUGCCAAUUAAUGUUAGUUUGUGAUAUACAUAUGUGCUCAAGGAA
This is a messenger RNA of Helicoverpa zea (corn earworm), 1420 nucleotides long. RefSeq lists its product as uncharacterized. Lineage: Eukaryota; Metazoa; Arthropoda; Insecta; Lepidoptera; Noctuidae. Bases 43 to 1314 code for a protein of 423 amino acids. The record is from RefSeq and is a predicted model, not a curated record. The transcript has 3 exons.